Molecule: messenger RNA, 827 nt
Organism: Antrostomus carolinensis (chuck-will's-widow)
Lineage: Eukaryota; Metazoa; Chordata; Aves; Caprimulgiformes; Caprimulgidae
Gene: CPEB1
Product: cytoplasmic polyadenylation element binding protein 1
Exons: 7
Biological process (GO): negative regulation of cytoplasmic translation
Cellular component (GO): nucleus; neuron projection; cytoplasm
Molecular function (GO): mRNA regulatory element binding translation repressor activity; mRNA 3'-UTR binding; ribosome binding
Source: RefSeq, a predicted model, not a curated record
CUGUGAAUGAAGCAACCUGCACCUGGAGUGGGCAGCUGCCUCCCCGAAACUAUAAGAACCCCGUUUACUCCUGCAAAGUAUUCCUGGGAGGAGUCCCGUGGGACAUAACGGAAGCUGGACUGAUCAACACCUUCCGUGUUUUUGGCUCACUGAGUGUGGAGUGGCCUGGUAAGGAUGGCAAACACCCACGCUGCCCUCCCAAAGGAUAUGUCUACCUGGUGUUUGAGUCAGAGAAAUCUGUGCGUGCUCUGCUCCAGGCAUGCUCCCAGGACCUGCUGAGUCCUGACGGGCUCAGUGAAUAUUACUUCAAGAUGUCCAGCCGCAGGAUGCGCUGCAAAGAGGUGCAGGUGAUCCCAUGGGUGCUGGCAGACAGCAACUUUGUGCGUAGUCCAUCGCAGCGGCUCGAUCCCAGCAAGACGGUGUUCGUGGGGGCUCUGCACGGGAUGCUGAAUGCAGAAGCCCUGGCAGCUGUCAUGUAUGACCUGUUUGGAGGGGUGGUCUAUGCUGGCAUUGACACAGACAAGCACAAGUAUCCCAUUGGAUCUGGCCGUGUCACCUUUAACAACCAGCGCAGUUACCUGAAGGCAGUGACCGCUGCGUUUGUGGAAAUCAAAACUACCAAGUUUACUAAAAAGGUUCAGAUCGAUCCGUACCUGGAGGAUUCUAUGUGCCAAGUCUGCAGCGCCCAACCUGGUCCUUUCUUCUGCAGAGACCAAAUCUGCUUCAAGUACUUCUGUCGCUCCUGCUGGCACUGGCAGCACUCCAUGGAGGUCCUGCGUCACCACCGCCCGCUGAUGCGCAACCAGAAGAACAGAGAUUCCAGCUAA